AUGGGAUAUAAGAUAUAUUCUAACUCUGACUUAGUUCAAACAGUAACAUGGGCAAACUAUGAAUGGUUCGCUUUGAGAAACUCAGUGCAACCACAAGCUAGAGAACAAACAGACCAGUAUGCAACUAUUGAGAAAAUAAGAAGACUUGACCCUAACGUUCCAGGAGUUUAUGUUAACCUUUCUGGUUCAGAUGGAAAUGCUGUCACUAAAGUAAAACUGAAACUUAGAGUUCCUUUGUCGUCUUUCCUCAUCUUCAGGUUUUUAAGAUACUUGCCAAACUGGGCAGGAAAAAUUUCUAUCGAACUUACUCCAAGCAAAAAUAACUUAGUCAUUGCACCAACACAAGACCCAUUCACUCUUACUGUAGCUGGAACUGGUGGAACCAAGUUCUGUGACUUUUGCAAAGAUAAGGUAGACUUAGACUUUGGUUUCUCAAACCUCAACACUGAAGUAAACUAUUAUUUCAAUGCUGCUGGAGAUGCUUGGGACCCAGUUAAGUUCACAUGCGAAAAGUUUGAAUGCAAGAGAAUAGAAAGCAGACUUGCAGUCUAUAUGUUGGACCCAGAUAUUUCAAAUGCUUUAGCUGCCAAAUAUAUUGCAGUUCCACUUAUGUUCCCUAUACACCAAAUAUCUGUCAAAGACUUUGCAGGUGAAGUUGGAAACCAAAGUGCUGACCCAGGUGCAAGAACAGAUAUUGCUUUAACAACUGCAAUGAAACAUGCAGAUACUAU
Trichomonas vaginalis G3 is the source of this 731-nucleotide messenger RNA. RefSeq names its product protein of unknown function, DUF4106 family. The transcript has a single exon. The annotation marks the transcript as partial. Lineage: Eukaryota; Parabasalia; Trichomonadida; Trichomonadidae. The record is from RefSeq and is a predicted model, not a curated record.